CAAUCCACCAUAAAUUUUCAUUUUGACAGCCUGAACCAACUAUUGCCCAUAUAUUACGUAAAUCCAUAGUUUUUAACUUAAAUUUGAUUACAAGGAUUUCAAGAAAAUGCUGAAAGUGGCGACAACUUUGAGAUUAGUCUCAAAUCCGGGCAAUCAGGUACGAUGUUUAGCCACCGCCGUUGGAUAUAAGCAGGCGUUAGUCAAUGUUCCGCCGACAAAGCUCACAGUUCUUGAUAAUGGUAUCCGCGUUGCCUCGGAAGAUUCCGGUGCCCCUACUGCCACCGUAGGUCUGUGGAUCGAUGCUGGCUCCAGAUAUGAAACAACUAAGAAUAAUGGGGUCGCUCAUUUUCUCGAGCAUAUGGCUUUCAAAGGUACCAGCAAAAGGUCACAAACUGACUUGGAACUACUCGUUGAAAAUAAAGGUGCUCAUUUGAACGCUUACACUUCUCGCGAACAAACCGUAUUCUACGCUAAAUGUCUCGCGAACGACGUACCAGUCGCUGUUGAAAUCCUUGCUGAUAUUAUUCAGAAUUCAUCUCUCGCUGAACCCGAAAUCGAACGAGAACGAGGUGUCAUCCUACGAGAAAUGCAGGAUGUCGAGAGCAACCUUCAAGAGGUUGUAUUCGACCAUCUCCACGCCACAGCCUUCCAGGGCACACCACUAGGUCAGACCAUACUUGGACCCACCAAGAACAUUAAAAAGAUCUCUAAGUCUGACCUCCAGACAUACAUUAAAUCUCACUAUCAACCUGGUCGCAUUGUCCUCUCUGGUGCAGGUGGAGUUGAACAUGAAAGAUUGGUUGAACUUGCCAAUAAGCAUUUCAGUGGAUUAAAGAACACAAGUUCUGGAAUAGAAUUGACCCCUUGCCGUUAUACAGGCUCGGAAAUUCGUGUCAGAGAUGACUCAAUGCCACUGGCACAUGUUGCCAUUGCUGUAGAAGGUGCUGGAUGGACUGAUGCUGAUAACAUCCCUCUGAUGGUAGCCAACACCUUAAUCGGAGCGUGGGACAGGUCUCAGGGUGGUGGUGGCAACAAUGCUUCUACUUUGGCUCGUGCUGCUGCUUCUGAAGGCCUUUGCCACAGUUUCCAAUCCUUCAAUACAUGCUACAAGGACACUGGUUUAUGGGGUAUUUAUUUCGUUGCUGAACCCCUUCAACUAGAAUAUAUUUUGUACAAUAUUCAAAAUGAAUGGAUGAAGUUAUGCACAUCUGUCACUGAAGGAGAAGUAGAGCGUGCAAAGAACUUGUUGAAAACCAAUAUGCUUCUCCAACUUGAUGGCACCACACCAGUCUGUGAAGAUAUUGGCCGUCAGAUCCUGUGCUAUAACCGCCGCAUCCCUAUUCAUGAAUUAGAUGCCCGUAUUGAUGCAGUUACUGUACAAAAUGUCCGUGAUGUUUGCUAUAAAUAUCUAUAUGACCGUUGCCCUGCUAUCGCGGCCGUAGGUCCUACAGAAGGUCUGCCCGACUACACUAGAAUCCGUGGUGGAAUGUACUGGCUCCGAGCAUAAAAUGUAGUAGUGUAUUUUUAGAAUUGUUAUUUAAAUCAAAUAAGAUCAAGAAAACACAUUAAAAUGCUCACCCAAUGUCUGUUGUUUUAUUAAAUUAAAACAAAACGUCUUGGUGAUUAACAUGUAUUUACUAUAGGAGAAUAAGUAAAUAAAAUGUGUAUGUAAAUAAAACAAUUUGUUUUUGUAUCA
This is a messenger RNA of Achroia grisella, 1696 nucleotides long. It is a transcript of the gene UQCR-C1, whose product is annotated as mitochondrial-processing peptidase subunit beta. Gene Ontology annotation, cellular component: mitochondrion. Gene Ontology annotation, molecular function: metal ion binding; metalloendopeptidase activity. The transcript has a single exon. Bases 107 to 1507 code for a protein of 466 amino acids. The record is from RefSeq and is a predicted model, not a curated record. Lineage: Eukaryota; Metazoa; Arthropoda; Insecta; Lepidoptera; Pyralidae.